This is a messenger RNA of Hypanus sabinus (Atlantic stingray), 450 nucleotides long. RefSeq names its product transcription factor ATOH7-like. The coding region runs from base 1 to 450 and encodes 149 amino acids. NCBI's taxonomy places the organism in Eukaryota, Metazoa, Chordata, Chondrichthyes, Myliobatiformes, Dasyatidae. Gene Ontology annotation, molecular function: protein dimerization activity. The transcript has a single exon. The record is from RefSeq and is a predicted model, not a curated record. Gene Ontology annotation, biological process: neural retina development; regulation of DNA-templated transcription.
AUGAAGUCCGCCGCAUCAGCCUGUGCUCCGGGAGCAGAUCCGGUGCCUGCCGCCCGCACCGCUUCCACUCCGAGUGUGUGCGGAGUCGAGAGGGCGGAGACCUGCGUCCGCCGGAGAAUGGCUGCGAACGCCCGGGAGAGGCGACGCAUGCAGGGACUGAACACCGCCUUCGACCGGCUCCGCAAGGUGGUACCACAGUGGGGGCAAGACAAGAAACUUUCCAAAUACGAGACGCUGCAGAUGGCGCUGAGCUACAUCAUGGCUCUGACUCGAAUACUGACCGAGGCCGAACGCUACGGCAGCGACCGGCGCUGGAUUCACAUCCAGUACCAGCACACAGCGGGGAGCGAGAGCAUUCAGACUUACGUGGGACAGGUAUCAGAGAAAAAGGACAUGUGUACGGACAGCAUCUUCCCGUUCAACCACGACAGCUUCCAGAUAGUCAACUAA